Molecule: messenger RNA, 1147 nt
Organism: Zingiber officinale
Lineage: Eukaryota; Viridiplantae; Streptophyta; Magnoliopsida; Zingiberales; Zingiberaceae
Product: adenylyl-sulfate kinase 3-like
Exons: 7
Coding region: 251-904 (217 amino acids)
Biological process (GO): sulfate assimilation
Molecular function (GO): adenylylsulfate kinase activity; ATP binding
Source: RefSeq, a predicted model, not a curated record
AGAGCGGUAUAGUAAAAAAAAUAAAAGAAAGCGGAGGAGCGAAAUCGCCGGUACAAGUACAACGUAUCGGAUCGUUCGAUUUGUUGCUCUUCCCUCUCCUUCUUUCACUCGCUGCUGUCCCUUUUCAGUAUAUGUAACUGGAUCCUUCAAUCCGUCUGGAUUGCUUUUACCAGGGCGUGGCUACGAUUUCUGUUUCAGGUUUUGUGACCCCUAAUCGCUGCAAGUUUUUUCCUUUUCCGCCGGGUUUUCAAUGUUGGCGACGAGUUCAAUGUCUGCAAUCGGGAAGUCGACGAACAUCUUCUGGCAAGAAUGCCAGGUCGGGAAGGUCGAUCGGGAGAAGCUGCUCAAGCAGAAGGGUUGUGUCGUUUGGAUAACUGGGCUCAGCGGCUCAGGGAAAAGUACUUUAGCAUGUACGUUGGGUCGAGAAUUGCAUUCCAAAGGAAAGCUUACAUAUGUGCUUGAUGGAGACAACCUUAGGCAUGGGUUAAACAAGGAUCUUGGCUUUUCAUCAGAAGACCGUGCUGAGAAUAUACGAAGGGUUGGUGAAGUGGCAAAGCUCUUCUCAGAUGCAGGUUUAAUCUGUAUUGCAAGUUUGAUAUCUCCAUAUAGGAAAGACAGAGACUCCUGCCGUGCAAUUGUUCCCGACUCUAGAUUCAUUGAAGUAUUCAUGAAUAUGCCUUUGGAACUGUGCGAAGCAAGGGAUGCAAAAGGCCUGUACAAACUUGCUCGAGCAGGAAAGAUAAAAGAUUUGCAUGCAGGUUUUACUGGGAUAGAUGAUCCAUAUGAACCACCUCUGAACUGUGAGAUAGAGAUCAAACAAGAAAAUGGGAUCUGCCCUUCCUCUUUUUCCAUGGCUGGUCAAGUUGUUGGUUACUUAGAAGAGAAAGGCCUUUUGCAAGAGUAAUACAAGGUUCAUGAAGUCUCAUUGUAGUCCAAUAACACCCUCUUUUAUUUGCUGCAAGUUAAACACCGAGGUCGUCUUAGCAUUCCACCUAUUCAAGUCUCCAAUUUAUGGAUUAAAGUUUGUCCUUUGAUUUAUUUGUUUGUCUGAAAAUAUUAAUCAGAGAUCAUUAUUUUGGUCACUUGUUCACCCAAAUAUUUGGUGCUCUGGCAUUCAAUAGAUAUCUUAAACAAUAGUUUGAGCAAA